Molecule: messenger RNA, 1379 nt
Organism: Nezara viridula (southern green stink bug)
Lineage: Eukaryota; Metazoa; Arthropoda; Insecta; Hemiptera; Pentatomidae
Source: the annotation of a GenBank genome assembly
CACUGGUGACGUAUUUAACCUGCUUGCACGGGUAGUGUCAAAUUUAAUUUAAUUAUUUGAUAUUAGGGCUGACUUUUUUGUCAUUGCUGAGUGUAAUAAAAUUAAAUAUUUCCAGAAAUUGUUAGAACUUUAAAUAAAUUUAAAGAACACAAACGCUUAUGUUUUAUUGAUUUUGUAAGACUGGGGAUGCGUUAAAAACAAGGCUAUUCAAAUGUAUUAUCAAUACCAACAAGUACGACUUACUUUUUUACCCCAAUCACAAGGUCUAAUUAAGAACAUCCCUUUCAGUUCGUGUGGACGAAUAGAGAGCGCUGUUCAUCCCCACUCCUCACACCACACCUCCCUCCAGCAAUCCGCUGUCGGUGUAAGAUUGGGCAUUCAGUGUGUGACCAGCUGUCCUCUAGUUCACUGACGUUCCUGUCAAUCUGCGAUGGAAUCGUACGAAAUGGUCAUUGUUGAAGUUGAGGAAGAUCCCCGUACUCCUUCACCAGUGAAGGCUAUAUGCGAUGAAGAUAAGCCAUGGCCGACGCAGAAAUCGAUCUGGGACAGCUCACCGCGGCAAGAUACCACUUCCAUUUCUAAGUCAGAUCAAGUCUAUCUUCGCCAACUAUGGCUGAGGAGACAGGCAGAUGCUCAAAGACUUACAGGUGCGUUUGAAGAAACGCCUCUGAUAAGACAUCCUGGAGGGUCUAUUAGGGACCGGAUGCGGCCUAAAAGAUUAUUCUCAGAGUGCAACAAAGAAUGUGAAGGAUUCCAAUGUAACCCUUGUGGGUUGGUCUUUGCAAAUGCCGAUGCUCUUUCGACCCACUUGGACUUCCACACAAGGUUUUUUAACAAGAAGUGAACUUCUAUACCUUCGGCAAUGUGUUGGAGUGGAGUCCUUCAUAUUUUUAACCGAGCUCUGAUCAACAAAGAGAAACAGGAUGACAGAAUCCGCGCAGGAGUGAGUUCGUUAACACAGUAACCUGAGCGCGAUUGAAUGAAAAUUGAACUUCUAUAAAGAUGUGCUCUGCUAUUGAUCCCAGCAUUGCUACAGUUGAGAGAACAAAGGACAUUCCAAAGUUCAACUUACGUAUAAAUUAGAAGCUAUUUACCAAGCCUAUUGGAACAAUAUAAAUUCUGUGAAAAGUGAUUUCAAACCAUCUUUCUUUUAAAAAAAAUGAGUUCUGUUGAUGCUGAACACAUAAUUGAUUGUCAUAAUAUUGAAAAUACUAAUUUGAAGAUGUUUAUUAUAUUCAGACUUAAAAUAAAUUCUGUUAGCAAAAAGAAAUUCUCCUAUAGAUCUAUUUUUAGAAGUAAAUCUGUUAAUGUAUAUGUGCAACAUUUAUAAACAUCAUUUCCUUUGUAUAUAAAUAAACAUUGUCUAUUUUAUCUAUAAA